AUGUCGAAUGUGUCCAAUGAGCAGUCUUCACAGUCUCUGACUGACCACUUCAGGGCGCAAGCCGAGCCUUCUGCGACGAAACUCGCGAGUCCUGGUCCUGAUACUAACUCGAAGCGCAGCGUCGGCGCGUCCCAGAUCGAUAAUGACGUUAGCGGGACAGGCAGCAAGGAAGAAAAAAGCAAAAAGGACGAGGCCGCGAGGACUACUGCCGCCUCGCCACCCGCCCUUUCCGAAUCACAGAUCCAACUAAAUCGAUACCGAGAGCGAUUGGCACGGGACCUAGAGAGGCGCGAGAUGGCGACGAGAGGACUCACGGCGACGACCCCCGAAAAGAUGCGCGUGUCGCCGAUUAUGGAGGAGAGUGGCAACUCGCCACGCAUCAGCACCGCCGGGUUGGCGACAUCAUCCUCAAACCUCACUACAACGUCCACCGAGUCUGGCAACACCAUUCGCGGCGGCAUGACGCCGGGACUCGUCGCCGGCACACCGUCCUACCCGUUUCCGCGCAUGCACACCCCGGGCUACGGUCCCAGCUCGAUGAGCAGGGCGUUCGGCAACAUGUCGCCAACCGCCGCCGCCUUCAUGUCGCAAACCAUGUCGUUCGAGGGCUUCGGCACAGCUCAGGAUAGACUACUGUCCGGCUCAUCGACACCUGCCUCGGCGCUUACUUUUCUUCCCGCCGGAGCCACCGGCCAGUUAGAGGGCGACUUCCCGAGCCCGAAUCUAUAUGACCUGUCACUAAUGCUCACCGCCGAGCCGGGACUGGACGCGUGGUGGAAUACUGUCGUUCAGAUCAUGAGAGACGUGUACAAAGCCGAGAGAGUGACGCUCGCCGUACCAGCCGACUCUACCGACAUUGAAAAUGUGCCUUGGGGUCAAAAGGCGACGUACAACGAGCAUCAAGAGGACGAUCUGAGCCUUGGGUACAUGGCCAGGGGCAGCAGCCUGAUUCCCAGCAGUGCGGGCGACAUCGGCUCCGAAGAGACUCCCAUGUCUGAAGAUUCCGCGCGGCCACGAUUGCUGUCUCGGCCCAGUCUGCAGACGCGCCAUUCGUUCACUGCCUACGAAGACAACAGAGAACGCAAAGGGAACAAUGACAGGCUUCUGCCAUCGCGCCGCCCGACGCAGCUUGGUAGGAGCAAGAGCUACUUCCCGCCUGGCCAGUCAUCCGAAGAGAGCGCGGAGGCGCCGGGUCCGGCACUGAACAAGUCGGCACUCGCUGAACACGAUGCCGAGGAACAGAACAUCCCGAGCUGGGAAGCUCCCUUGGCCAAUCCCGAUACCGAAGGCAGGGUACUCCCCGUUCUUCAGGCUCUGGACUAUGAAGCCGACCCUCUCAUAGACCACAGCGGUGUCAUGCGUGUUCUCGAGCGUGGCAAGGUAAUCGCACUGACGAGAAGCUACCCAUACCUGCAGAACCUGCCGGAGGAGGUGCCCAUUAAAUCCAAGGUGACGGCCAACACGACAUCUGCAGAGGCAGCAAGGAAGAGGCUGAAGAAGGGGAGAAUUGAAUCUAGCUCAAAGUUGUCGUCGAUCCUUGGCGGCGCAAACUCUUCUUACGGCUCGAACCGUAGUUAUAACAGUGACAAACCGUCCAGCAUGAUAUCCCGACUCGAUGACGAUGAACCACGGCCGCCGACGCCCAAAUACGAAGAGUUUGAGCAAGCGCCGCCGUCGCCAUGGUCUCAGUCUCCGGCGCCGUCGCCGGCGGUGCGUGCAGACCCCACGGAGAACCCUUUUUUCACCGAUGCCAUGGUCGACGAGGAGUCAUUUAACCCCGGGUCUGCACCCGCCGACUACACCGGAAUGCGGCCGCCAGAAGCCAUUGGCGUGGACAACUCUUGGACCGUCCUCCACAUCCCGCUGACCCACGUCCUCCUCUCGAAACCUGUUCAUCCUUUCAAGCUCAAUAACACAAUCUUGGAGCAAAAAUCGCAUUCUCGCAAUCGGAGUGGGGUUUUAGAAGCGUCGGGAGACGAAGACGAUACCGGGGCCUCCUGGCAGCGGAAAGACAGGCCAGCGCCCAUUGCUAUACUCUCGAUACUGAGUCCCAUCAUCCCAUACCCCUCGAACCUUCGUCAUUCGUUGGAGUACCUCGCCCCGCACCUAGCAACCUCCUUCUCUCUAUGUCGUCAUUACACAAACUUGGAGACAGAGCUUACCGGUCUUCACCGCCGCAGGCCUCACACAGCCGGGUUUGGUGCGCUUGCGGCCGACGGUCGCCCUCUGGCGGACCCUGCUAGCAUAGGCAAUCUAAGCUUUAUGCCCUCGGACGAUAUCGCUGCCCAACGCUCGCUGGCGGGCAGCAUUACGAGUCCCAGCGACUACUCGGGUGUUUCCAAAAGUGCCGCCGGCUCCCCAAUUGGCACGCCCAGCUGGGACCAGAGCUCUUUGCACCAGCUUAUUGACAAGCGGGGUUCGGCAACCAGCCCUGCGCAAAACAGUGGCGAUAGCUAUUUCAGCACUAAACAAAAGUCGGCUUCGUCAAGGGUAGAGACGUCGUCAGGAAGCUCUCAGAAGAUGAGGAGAGGGUCAAAGGAGGACUCACCUGUCGACAAGCGUCAAGCUCGCCUCUCGGCAUCAUACAAGCUCCGUAUACAGGAACCUCCCCAGACCCCAGGAGAGAGUGAAGAGCUGGCGGAGAAGAACACCGAAAGUCGGGUUUCCACCCCUGGAGGUGCCAAGCGGGUGCUUUCUCAUGAGCUGAAGAACUAUUUGGACGAGAUCGCCGUGCUGGAACCCCGGAUAAAGGCAGUCGAAUACGAGGGCGGAGACCACAGCCACCACACAUUAUUACACUCUUAUGGUGCCGAUUUUGCGACUAGCUUCCAAUCUUUGCCGCCCAGCUCGAGCGUGGUCAGCAAGCCUGUGCCUCACACCGCACCCUCCCGGACGGGCUCGCUGUCACAAGGCCCGGUUGACAUGCCACCGCCGUCGGACCGAUUGAAGGGGCUCAUCCUCGACUCGCUCCCCGCCCAUGUAUUCGUCUCGCUGCCACAGACUGGCGAGAUCGUCUGGGUGAACAGCCGCUAUUUGACGUAUCGUGGCCAGACGGUCACCGACCUGGCUGCUGACCCCUGGGGGAGCAUUCACCCAGAUGAUAGGGAUGAAUACCUCAAGGCUUGGAGCCACUCGCUGCGGACUGGAGAGCAAUUCUCAAGGACGGUCCGUAUUAGGCGAUUUGACGGAGCGUACCGAUGGUUCUACGCGCGCGCAGUCGCAUCCCGCGAUAAACGGGGUGUCAUGAUGCAAUUCCUCGGUUCAUACAUGGAUAUUCACGACCAGCAUAUUGCUGAACUGAAGGCUGCACGGCAAGAAGAGAUCGAAGCCUCUGAAGCGAAGCACAGACUACUGGCCAACCUCAUCCCCCAAAUCAUAUUCACUGCCACCGAAGACGAAGGUAUCACAUUCGCCAACGAGCAGUGGCUGUCAUACACUGGCCAGAGCUUUGAAGACUCUCUGGGCCUGGGAUUCAUGGACUUUGUACACCCUGACGACCUCGCCAAGUGUCAGAUACCAACAGACAGACCACCGACCCCAAUGCCUUCCAAGUUCGACCGCAAAGGCCACCAAGAAGCCACUGAGGCAACGCUGGCCAGUCUCGUGUCGAGCAAAGCGCAGAGCCAGCUGGAGACGAACCUGAGGGGCGUUCACCAAGCGCUAUCGCGGAAUAACAGCUCCAGCAGCAGCUCGGUCUACGAGAUGCCCACCGCCGACAUCACAAUGUUGGCGAGGCAGGGUAUCAUCAAGGUGGCGACCGACAGCAACGGCAGACUAUCGUACACGACGGAGGUGCGGUUGCGGUCCAAGAACGGCGAGUAUAGGUGGCAUCUGAUCCGGUGUGUUGAGAUUGACAACAUCGACUUUGGAAACGGCGCCAGCUCAUACUUUGGAUCGGCCACGGACAUUAACGACCACAAGCUGCUCGAGGCCAAACUCAAGGAGGCUAUGGAGUCCAAGAGCAGGUUCCUCAGCAAUAUGUCACAUGAGAUCCGAACACCGCUCAUUGGCAUCUCGGGCAUGGUCAGCUUCCUACAGGAUACUACCCUGAAUGAGGAGCAGCGCGACUACACCAACACCAUCCAAACAAGCGCCAACAGCCUGCUAAUGAUCAUCAACGACAUCCUCGACUUGUCUAAGGUGGACGCCGGCAUGAUGAAGCUCAAGUAUGAGUGGUUCCACACGCGCUCCCUUAUCGAGGAUGUCAAUGAACUGGUGUCCACCAUGGCCAUCGCUAAGAGGCUGGAACUGAAUUACAUUGUCGAAGAAGAUGUGCCGGCGUGGGUCAAGGGCGACAAAGUCCGCAUCCGCCAGGUUUUGCUCAACGUCAUCGGCAACGCCAUUAAGUUCACGGCCGAAGGUGAAGUGUUUAGUCGGUGCAGAGUUUACAAAAACAAAGGUCUAGCCAAUGACGAGAACGAGAUUAUGCUCGAGUUCGCUAUUAUCGACACGGGCCGUGGGUUCACCAAGGAGGAGGCGGAUCUCAUCUUUAAGCCCUUCAGCCAGAUUGACGGCAGUAGCACGAGGCAGCACGGCGGUAGUGGUCUCGGCCUUGUCAUUUCCAGGCAGUUGGUGGAGCUCCACGGUGGCAAGAUGGAGGGAAGCGCGGUUCCCGGCAAGGGCUCUACAUUCACCUUCACCGCCAAGUUCGCUCUGCCGACAAAAGAGGAUCACCCUGAUGUGCCCCUAAGCCCGGAGAUACUUCACCCUCGCGUCGAGACCGCCGAAGACGUCACUGUGGUCCGUCCUGCGAAGACGCUACAGUCGCCGAUGGCUACAUCAACCAUAAGCCCGCGGGGCGAUCCCGAGUUCGUGUCACCGGCUCUGGCUUCUAGCGGAAGUUCGGAGCCUUCAGUGCGGUCUAGCAUAUCUCAGGCCACGGAGCGCACGUCCGUGUCGUCUGUCAACGUCGGCCUCGUUCAUUUUAGCGAAGCUGCCCGCGCAAGUGGACAAGACCUGUCGCAGAUGAAGUUGGAGCUUCCCUCAGGUGAGUCCUCGCCCGGCACGACGCCGACGCCGGAGACUGCCAAGCCCGGCAAGGCCGAAGACUUCAAGCCGCCCAUGUAUUCCAUCCUCAUCAUCUGCCCGCAAACCCACAGCCGCGAGGCCACCGCACAGCACAUUGAGAUGACGCUCCCCAAAGAUGUGCCCCACCAGAUCACCGCCUUAGACUCGACCGAAAAGGCCCAGAGGCUGCUGGGAGGAGAGGACUCGGUCAACUUCACGCACAUCGUCCUCAAUUUGCCAUCCCCCGAGGAGAUCAUCGGCCUGAUGGAACAGAUCACCAAAUCGACCACAAUCAGCAACACGACAAUCCUCAUCCUCUCCGACUCGGUCCAGCGGCAGGCCGUGAUGAGGCUGGCGACCGACACAGAGUACGAGAGGCUCGUGUCUGAAAACAUUGUAACGUUCAUCUACAAGCCGGUGAAGCCGUCACGGUUCGCUGUCAUCUUCGACCCCGACAAAGUGCGUGAUCUUAGCAUCGACCGCAACCGCUCCACUGCACAGCGAAUGGUUGAGACCCAGAAGGCAAGCUACCAGGAGAUUGGUAAGCGCAUGGGCAACAAGGGGUAUAAGGUGCUACUGGUUGAGGACAACCCUGUCAACCAGAAGGUGCUGCAAAAGUACCUGAAGAAGGUGGGUGUGGACGUGGAGGUAGCUGCGGACGGCGCCGAGUGCACCGAUAUGGUGUUUGCCCGCUCCCACAACUACUACUCCUUGAUACUGGUUAGUGUGUUCCUUCUCUUCCGGAAUUGA
Molecule: messenger RNA, 5757 nt
Organism: Colletotrichum spaethianum
Lineage: Eukaryota; Fungi; Ascomycota; Sordariomycetes; Glomerellales; Glomerellaceae
Product: peroxide stress-activated histidine kinase mak1
Exons: 1
Coding region: 1-5757 (1918 amino acids)
Biological process (GO): phosphorelay signal transduction system; protein autophosphorylation
Molecular function (GO): histidine phosphotransfer kinase activity; phosphorelay sensor kinase activity; protein binding
Source: RefSeq, a predicted model, not a curated record